Molecule: messenger RNA, 1299 nt
Organism: Tympanuchus pallidicinctus (lesser prairie-chicken)
Lineage: Eukaryota; Metazoa; Chordata; Aves; Galliformes; Phasianidae
Gene: RBM7
Product: RNA binding motif protein 7
Exons: 5
Coding region: 70-903 (277 amino acids)
Biological process (GO): regulation of alternative mRNA splicing, via spliceosome
Cellular component (GO): nucleus
Molecular function (GO): single-stranded RNA binding
Source: RefSeq, a predicted model, not a curated record
CUCGCUUCCUUCGGCGCCUGCGCAGGAGCAAACGGCGGCCCCGUUGAGCGCGGGCGGCUCGGCCGCGGAAUGGGGGGAACAGCCGCCGAGGCGGACCGGACGCUGUUCGUAGGGAACCUGGACCCCAAGGUCACCGAGGAGCUGAUCUUCGAGCUGUUCCAUCAGGCAGGCCCGGUAAUUAAAGUUAAGAUCCCUAAAGAUAAAGAUGGUAAACAAAAGCAAUUUGCAUUUGUGAGUUUCAAGCAUGAAGAAUCUGUCCCAUAUGGAAUGAAUCUCCUUAAUGGGAUCAAGCUCUAUGGACGGCCCAUCAACAUCCAGUUCCGCUCAGGGAGCAGCCACGCAUCUCAGGACAGUAAUUCGUCAUGUUUGCCACAUGGAGCAGCCAGCCUGGGCCCUUCUGGCACACCACAUCCAGCCAGCAGACACGACAGGAAUACUGAUGGUAUGGUAGCAGCAGGGUUCUCAUCUAUGCAGAGGUCUUUGCCACCUCAUGACAACCUUCAGAGACAAGCAGGGAUGCACGGCGCUGCGUGGCAGCAGUCUCAGCCUGGCUUUGCUGUGCCUGGGUACCAGCACGGCCAUUCCCUCGCUCACCCAUCAGCCUCCCACAUGCUGCGGCGUCCGGACAUUGCAGUGCUGCGCAAAAACAGGAUGGGCUCCCACCCCUACUACCCAGACAACAGGCAUUUGGGCCGAGAACAGCGUGCAGGGGACCGGGGGCCUGACUAUGGCAGGGGUAAAAGGGAUGGCUAUGAAGACAGAGGGCACAUCUCUGAGCACCAUUACCGAGGGAGCAGAGAUGAGCCAUUCUACGACGAUAGGAAUCGCAGUGCAUGGAGCCACGAUUACGACAGCAGAAGAGAGAGCUACCGAGAGGGCAGCUGGCGCUUGACGCGGCACUGACACGUGGGCUUUAAAGAACUUUAUGCAAAAGAAAGAUAAAUCAAAGUUCCCUUUUAACAUUUGUAAAUCUAGUGACGUCGUAAUCCUCCAAACCUAGCAGCUUGAUUUUAAACGUGUGAACUCUACACCUCAGGGCUUUAUGCAAGAAAACAAAUGUGCCACAGUUUCAGAGAAAGCAUCGUGCAUUAUAAAGAGUCUGUGUAUUUUUGUAGUGCAGCUGAGGGAGGCCUCUCUGUUCCAGGUGUAGCUGCACAUCUUUUUAAACAGAUUUUAAGUGGUACGAUGCUUUGUGGCAUCUCAGCGUGUUUUGAUACAGAAAUGAUUCCUUUUGUAUACCCCUCGUCUUGGAGAAGAAUCCUACCAAGUCUCCCUGUGGAUAAACCAUACUCCUUUUAA